AAUCUUUGAAGCUCAAUCAUUCAUGCAAAGGAUAUGGAAAGUAUGAACACUGAAAUGACUGACAAACAACAUAUGAAUAACACAGAAAAAGAUAAAAAUAAAUUAAAGAGUAAGAAUAAGACAAAGAAAGAACUGGCUAAAGACUUUGCAUCCAAUACAUCUGCUCAUGGAUUUGCAUAUUUAGUAACCUCAAAAUAUGGGGCUAUACAUGUGCUUUGGGUCAUAUGUAUCAUAGCAUCGGGAACAGGAAUGCUGUAUGGAAUAUUUUCAAGUUUUGUCAUUUAUUUAAACUUUCCUACCAAUGAAAUUGUAUCAAAGUACACCACAAAACAAGACUUUCCGGCUGUAACACUUUGCAAUGUAAGCCCUGUGUCUGCCUACAAAGCAAAAUUAAAAAACAGUGUGAAUUCACAAAGUUUUAUAGAGUAUGUUCAGUUUCUAAUGAAGUAUGAUACAUUAAAAUCCAUUCCGGGUUUUGAAGAAUUCAAGGAAAGAUUCCAAAGUUCGGAGAGUAUCAUGACAAAUGUAAACUUUGAAAAUUGGUCUCUGCAAAGUCAUAAUUGGACUGAUAUUAUCCUUAGUUGCAAAAUUAACUCUAAAGCAUGUCCUCAUAAUAAAGACUUCUUUAAGCCCAUUAUGAAUCCUUCAUUUGGUAUAUGUGUCACUAUAAAUGGGAAUCAAUCUGCUGAAAAAAUCAAGAUUUCAACAUCAGGGCCGACACAUGGUCUUAGCAUGUUAGUAUUCUUGGACACUUAUCAAGAAGGAUUAGAUAAUGUUAUCUAUGACACAGAAUCUGUGAUACAGGGGGGUUCUGGUUUAUAUGUCCAGGUUCACCCCCCUGGGAUUCAGCCUGACCCUGUUACUAAAGGAGUGCAGAUAAUGCCUGGGCAGUCUACAAGUAUCAGGAUCAAGACACAUGUAAACAAAUAUCUAACAUAUCCCCAUGGUAACUGUACCAAACCAUUCUUUAUAGAUGACAUAGGAUAUGCCCAUUCUGAGACAUUGUGCAUGGGGAUUUGCAAACAGGCACUAACUCGAGAGAAAUGUGGCUGCACAUCAUUGGGAGAGCCCCAUGACUCUAGACCAUAUAAAUCAGGACUAAAAAUGACAGGAAAUCUUAGCUAUUGUGGUAGGUUUGAUAUAGAAAAUGCACUGUCUCCUCAUCCUAAUAUAACAGAACUGGAUCAACUAUUUGCAACACUGAGAUGCCAGCAAAAUAUAAAUUUGAAUUUCUACUCGGAAAAUGACAAGACAUCAUGCGCUUGUUUCCCACCCUGUAUGGACACUACAUAUGAAAUCACAACAUCUGCAAGUGCCUGGCCAGAAGAAAUGUACAUGAAAGGGAUUUAUGAUCACUAUAUAAACGAUCGUCCUGAUCGCGAUGACCUCACUGUCUACAACUCAAUGAAACACUUAAACAUCUCAAGUGUAGUUUGGAAACGUCACAUGAAAAAGAACAUGCUGCAGCUUAACAUCUUCUUCAAGGAUUUAGAGAUCACACUUACAGAACAAGUCAAGAGUUUCACAUUUACAGAGAUGGUGUCAUCUAUUGGUGGUUUCUUUGGAUUCUAUAUGGGGAUAUCGGUCCUUACACUUUUAGAGAUAGGCUUAUUCUUAGCUGCAAUUGUGAAAAAGACAUGCUGCAACCAAAGUAACAAAGAUACCAUAUAAGUACAUCCAUGUGCUUAAGGACUCAGUAGGCAGAUCUUUCAACUUCGCAUAAACAAUUGACUUGAUUGGUUCUCGCCCAAUCAUUAUGUCGCGUGAUUGUAAAAUUCAGACAUAAUUAUUGGUUGGAUUGCAUGUAUUAAUUAAUAAACAUGUGCAGUGAACUACUAUCGACUUGACAGCUUUGUAAAUAUUCAAUGUGUAAUGAAUGCAUUUAAUGGAACUGACAACUGGAAAAUUAUGGGAUUUCAUAAGUCUCCAUGUCAUAGAUGUUAUGAAGGCUUAUGUUGUAUUGAAUGUCAUGUUUGUUUUUCAAAAUAGUAAUUAAUAUCUGAAUCUGAAAGGCCUAUAUAUUAUUCUGCUCUCUUUUGUAUAUAAGUGUGAUAUA
Owenia fusiformis is the source of this 2056-nucleotide messenger RNA. NCBI's taxonomy places the organism in Eukaryota, Metazoa, Annelida, Polychaeta, Sabellida, Oweniidae. The record is from the annotation of a GenBank genome assembly.